GAAAACCGAGCGAGAGACAAACCACUACACUUGUUCUUCUCUCUCUCUCUCUCUGUGUUUUUUAUUUCAUAACCAUCUAUCUACCUAUACCUGCCUGUUGUGUGUGUGUAUGGAUAAAAAACGUAACUUUUUCGGUGGAUAUCGCCACGCCAACAAAAGUAUGCCCAAGCUUACGGGACAUACUCGACAAAAAAGCAUCAAGGAAGCCGACGACGACGACGAUGACGAUGAAACAAUUCAGAAAACUCAAAUUGAAACAGCACUGGAGAAGGCUAAUGCAGCCGUGCUACUCGAUUCAGCAAAUGAUUUCCGAGGCGCUGUUCGAGCGUACGAAGAAGCUGUUGCCUUGUUGCAAGAUGUCUUGGCAACAGAUCCGCUCCGCAACGAUCGUCUUCGAUUACAAAAGAUUAUGGUGCUGGUGGUGGUUUCUUCUCUUUGUGUGCGAGAAAAGUUAAUGCACUGCAUAAUUUCCAAGGGGAAGAAUGUAAUACAAUAGCAUGGUUGUAUUCCCGACGUGGGGUUUGGGAGAAGCCUUUAGGAAAGAGAAGGAAGAAGAGAGUGUGGAGUGACCCAAGAAGGGGGAGGAAUUCACUUUUGCAAAGAAAAAGAGAACGGAGGGGCGAUCGAGGAAUAAAAGAAAAACCUGAAUGACGAUCACAGUGAUGAUUACUACGACUAUAAUAAUGAUGAAAUACGUCUUCUUCCUUUUUCUUCUGA
Molecule: messenger RNA, 717 nt
Organism: Zychaea mexicana
Lineage: Eukaryota; Fungi; Mucoromycota; Mucoromycetes; Mucorales; Lichtheimiaceae
Exons: 3
Coding region: 110-496 (128 amino acids)
Source: RefSeq, a predicted model, not a curated record